Messenger RNA from Rhinolophus ferrumequinum (greater horseshoe bat), 2203 nucleotides. RefSeq names its product C-type lectin domain family 2 member D. Bases 690 to 1247 code for a protein of 185 amino acids. The transcript has 6 exons. Gene Ontology annotation, cellular component: external side of plasma membrane. Lineage: Eukaryota; Metazoa; Chordata; Mammalia; Chiroptera; Rhinolophidae. The record is from RefSeq and is a predicted model, not a curated record.
UCUGAAAACACGUUUUUAUCUGAAUUAUUCUUGGGUUGAGACAGUUGACUGGGGUUUAGCUCACUCCAAAACUGGAGACAAAAUGCAUGACACCAAUUAUGAGGAGAAAGAGGGUGUACCAACUGAAUUGCUGCAAUCUCCAGAUCCAUCAGAGAACUGAGGUUACAUGUAAAACCAGUGCCCCCAGGCUGAAGAGAGACACAGAUGGAUGCAGAAAACAGUAACUUACAGAAGCCCAGAACAGAAAACAGAACAGAAGCCCAGGAACAGAAAACUCCACAGAAGCCAAUGGUGUUUUACACAAUAUAUCAGUUACCCAAUAUAUCGGUUCCCUUUUACCCAAUAUAUCUUGUCUGGAUUUGUGUUCUGACAUCAAUUUUCUGACAGCAGCUGAGUGUCCUAUGAUUCAAUUCCAUUUUCACACUAACUACCCACACUUCUGCCUGGCUGGCUAUACAUUUGAGGCUUUCUGCAAUUCCCUCAGCCUUGGUAAUUCACUGGAACAACUCACUGAACUCACUGAAGGCACUGCGUGUAUGAUUUUAUUGAAGGAUACAACUCAGGAACAGCUAAAUGGAAGAGGAGGCAAUGCUGAGGUGGGAGUGAGAGCACAGAACUCAAAUCGCCCCCUGGUGGAACUCCAAUGAAUUAUCUCUGCAUGUCAAUACAUUCACCAACCUGAAACCUCUAUGGAGCUUUGGAGUCUUGUGUCCAGAGUUUUCAGUCCAGGUCAUCUGCCUUCAAAAAAGCAUUCAGUCAUGGUUAUCUUCAUAGCAUGUCUGGUAAUCACAGUGUUUGGAAGUAUUACUCUUUUGUCAGUAACUAGAGCUGAAUUCCAUCAAAAGCCAUUGGAAUGUUUUGAAGCUGCAUGCCCAGACAACUGGAUUGGUUUCCAAAGAAAGUGCUUCUAUUUUUCUGAUGAUACCAAGAAUUGGACAUUCAGCAAGAGAUUUUGUGACUCGCAAGAUGCUGAUCUUGUUCAGGUUGAAACCCUUCAGGAACUGGAUUUCCUAUUGAGGUACAAAGGCCCCUCUGACCACUGGAUUGGGCUGAGCAGAGAACAAGACCAACCCUGGAAAUGGAUAAAUGGCACUGAAUGGAGCAGAUGUUUUCCUAUUAAAGGAGGAGGUGAGUGUGCCUAUUUGAAUGACAAAGGUGCCAGUAGUGCCAGGCGUUACACGGAGAGGAAGUGGAUUUGUUCCAGACCAGACAGAUAUACCCAGAUAAGGAGGCAAAGCUCCAGCUGAUCUUCAGAUGUACUUUAAAAAAUACUGUUUGGAGAUCAAAUAUAUGAUGAUGGAAGGAGAACUGACUCUGGGUGAUGAACACACAAUGGGACUUUUCGCUGAUUUAAUACAGAAUUGUAUUGAAGAUCAGAGGCUUUCAUAUACAUGACUGUACUUUUUAAACUUUUAAAUGUUAUAUAAAUGCAAGCUAAAUUACAUAGAUUUAAAUUACAUAGAUUUAAAUUACAUAGAUUUCAGGUACAUAGAUUUAAUACAAUUCUGUAUUAAAUCUAUGUACCUGAAAUCUAUGUAAUUUUACUAACAGUUGCCACCCCAAUAAAUUAAAUUUAAAAAAAAGAAAAAAAAAUACUGUUUGGUCUCAGAGACCUUUGUUACCACGCAGCAGCCUACCUGUCUUCUCCUCGUAUCUUCCCCUAAAGAAAGGAGAGUCUGUGAGAGAGAUCCUUUCAGGGACUUUGCUUCACCUUUGUGCUUACACCUUAUGUCUCCCUGUUUGGCCCCAAAGGAUGGCUGGUUAGCCAAUGACGGGUAAGCUUCCCCACAGGGGGAGCAACCUAAGCCAGGCACAGUCACGUAGCGACCAUCUGGAGAACUCGCAGGGUCAACAGAGGUGGGCACAAACCCCCAUCUUCUGGCUAAGGAGAGCUUCUGCCUCUAAGGAGAGCUUCUGCCUCUGUGGCUGCAUUCCUUUCCACAACCUACAGGAGAAGUGACUCAAUGAUGUGGUAACAUCAGUUCUCCAUCUAUUCAUUUGCAUAAAGGUUUUGUCCCUUGGGGAGGUACAUACAUCCUGAGAUUUAUGGUUCUACUGUCUGCAGGCAAGGCUGAUUGGUUUAAAUCAGUUUCCUAUUAUAAUGUAUGAAAGAUCUUGAGAUUAACAAGCUUUACUUAUUCAUUUGUUAAUCAAUAAAAGCUAUGCGUUGGCCCAAUUCAGGGCUCAGUCCUUUGAGGCUGGA